GCCAACUACUACAGCCAUGGCAUCCGCAAGCAGCUCCGCACAGGCCGCCUUCGGGCUGGGUCGGCGGAAGAAGACCCCCGGCCUCCUGGAUCAGAUUGGAAACUUCUUCGGAGGGGACAAGAAGAGGAAGAGCAAGGGAUCCUUCAGAGGUGCCCUCUCUCCAGGCCCCCAGAAGGGCUCUGCCACUUCCCCACGUAAGCGUGGAGCAGAGAACGCCGUGGUCCAUUUCUUCCGCACCAUCGUGUCCCCUGCCCCUCCCAAGUCAAGGUGGAGAGGACUAGCAGCCAGGAUAGGCCUGGGCGACCAGAAGUCCCAGUCUGCUAAAGCCAAGAAGGCCAGUGCAGGGGACGGCAAAGGGACCCUCACUAGGAUCUUCAAAAUGUGAUGAUGUCAGCAGCCGAGGCAGCAGGAGUUCCUCUCCAGCCAGACGCUGAAGUCCUUCUACGACCCCUCCCAGGGGCACGAGGGCAGAUGUUCAAGGUCGCAUGGAGGAAAAAGAAGAAGAAAAGGAAGAAGUCCUGUCACCCCCUGAACUUACCUCCCCCUCCUCCUCCUCUGAUAACACUCUAACUUAUGCUAAAUCCCCCCCCCCCCAACCCAUUUUGGCUGGUAGAUAGCGACACAAUCUGUUGCCCCCUCCCUCCCUCCCUCAUGCGUUGUGCUGUCUCUCGUCAUCUCUCAUCAUUAGCGUGAACUUUUUGCCCAAAACGUAUUCAGCCCGAAUGCCCCCCCCCCUCCUCCUCACCCCCCUCACCCAGCCCGCAUGGCUCUCUGUGCUUGUGCUUGAGUUUCUAUGCACGUCUUCAGCGGUUCCCGCUAACACCUGCAGCGGUGGAAGGAUCGCGGCCCACCCGACCGCCAUUGCCCCCCGCCCACCCCCCCCCCUGCGUGUAGGAAAAAGGCCCCCGGGCGUGCUCCUGUUUGUCUCGUCACGCUGUCUUUGUCAUUCCCACGAAGCUUUUUCUGUGAACCACGACGCGCUUUAACAGAGUUUGCGUCCUUGUGAGAUGGUCACAGUGUGUUUGAGUUCAGUGUCUUGUCUCAUGUGUGAUGUCGUCUAUGUUCGUCUUUGGGGCCCACGGGUGGCUGUGGUUUUAUCUGGUAAAAAUGUCAUUUCUAAAACUUUUAAUCACAUUUCCCAAUAGCAUUAGUCACUGAAAAACAACUACAUAUACGCGAGUUAUUUCUUUUUGGUUCAUGGAGUAAUGGUUCACACUAAUGACGGAUACAAACCUUCCCUCUUUGCUUUGGUCUCUCCUUUGUCUUCGCUGUUUCUGUCCCACAUACUGUAAAUUAAAUCAUUCAACACUUUGUCCUUUCCGCCUGACUACCAACACAAAGUGCUGUGUUGCCUUCUCAUGGAUGAUUAAAAAAAAUCACAAUUUCAAACGAAGGUGCUCUGUAACUAACUCCGUGGAGACACAUUAUAAGGUGUUUCUAGGCAAUGUGUCAUGUGCAAGUUAUCUAAAAAAAAAAGAAAAGAAAACCUCAGCUCUGUUGAAAACCUCCAUGUUCCACACGUGUUAAAAAGCAGGCAUGUGAUACCCGUAGCGUCCGUCUCUCCCACUGUUUGUGUGCUUGAGCCUUGUGAGUUGCGGUUUGAUUCCGGAUGGAUCCUGUGGAUGAAUGUAAAGAUCCUGUGUUUAAUAAAAUGGGACCAGCCACUUAACUGAGAAUAAAAAAUAAAAACUACAAAACAGA
Molecule: messenger RNA, 1701 nt
Organism: Pungitius pungitius (ninespine stickleback)
Lineage: Eukaryota; Metazoa; Chordata; Actinopteri; Perciformes; Gasterosteidae
Product: myelin basic protein-like
Exons: 7
Coding region: 17-385 (122 amino acids)
Molecular function (GO): structural constituent of myelin sheath
Source: RefSeq, a predicted model, not a curated record